ACUGUAUUCCACCAACGUUGCUGACCAACCAACAUGUGUACGAUAAAGAUCCUGAUUUUUUUUCUUGUCCUGGCUCAGACUCGAUCCCUGAACCCCGGCGUUAAAACGAGACUAACAGAAAAGGGACUUAACGCAGUGAACCAAGUCGCCCAAAGUCUGGUCGCCAGAGAACUGGACAAGUUGCAGCUGCCAGACCAAGGGGAUGACCAGGUCUCACUCAGGAACAUCAGGAAAGAGAGCCUGACACCCCCACAAAGCCAAAUGAGUCUGUCCACCAACGGUCUGACCUGGGUCCUGAGAGACUUCAGCACCAGUAUCCACUUCGACUGGUCCUACAGGAAGAAGGUUUUGUUUUUCACUAUACGUGACAGUGGUAGCGCCACCGCUAGUUUCUCUGGGGUCAGUCUGACCCUUACUCUAGCUGUAGAUCUAGACGGGAACCAAGAACCACUGUUGAGAUCUCGGGGAUGUAGUGCCAACAUUGGAGACUUUAAUCUCAAAUUCCACGGCGGCAAUGCCUGGCUCUACAAUCUCAUCAAAGGCCUGUUUCAAAACUCUAUCAAAAAUAAAAUCCGCGAUAAAAUCUGUGAACUGGUGGAGAAAUUUGUCAAUGAGAACGGCGCCAGAGAGUUGAGGACAAUGAAAACCAGCGCCAAUGUUGGAGAUCUCUUCGCUCUAGACUUUAAGCUGACCGAGUCUCUGGUGUUUACUCCACAGUUCAUUGAGUCGCGUCACAGUGGUGAGUUCUACUCUAAGACCGGCAGGACGGCCACACCACUGACCCCAGCACCGAUUCCAGACUGGCCCUACACGGACAACAUGCUGUACAUCUGGGUCACUGACUACACGGCCAAGACUGCCGCUUACGUCACGCAGUCCAAAGAUUUCCUCAAGUACACCAUCACCAAGCAAAGUCUUGCAGCCAAAGAUAGAAACAUCAUGGACACAACUUGCUCAUCACGUGACUUUUGUGCUGGCUCCAUCCUGGACUCGCUGAGUGAGAAUUAUCCCAACACAAGUAUAGCCAUAGACAUCAGGUCAGCCAAAACACCGGAAGUUGCGUUUACGACCUCUGGACUUGACCUCAAACUGUACGGGCAGUUGACCUUCACCGCUGGAGGUCAAACUUUUCUCAGCUGUUUGGUUACUCUCUCUUUGUCUGGCACUGCACACAUAGAGAAGGAAAUUUUGGUGGGAAAUAUAGUUGAUUUUAGUCUUUCAGUGAGUGACGUCACGUCAACUUUGGGGGAUGCUCAGAUCGAGAAUCUGAAUAAAGUUCUGAAUGGGGUGGUCAGCACUUUUGUACAGCCAGCUCUAAAUGACUUGGCCAACAAAGGCGUAGACCUACCCAUCGUGAAGGACAUCAGGUUUACCAAUGCCAAGCUCACGUUUUAUAAUGGUUACCUGGUUGUGGCUACUGACGUCACGUACACAGGAAACUAAUGACGUCACUUCCGACGACAUGUCUCACACAUAAACCACUGGAGUAACGCCACUGAUGUAGCCUAGCCUACCCAACAA
This is a messenger RNA of Physella acuta, 1521 nucleotides long. RefSeq names its product bactericidal permeability-increasing protein. The record is from RefSeq and is a predicted model, not a curated record. NCBI's taxonomy places the organism in Eukaryota, Metazoa, Mollusca, Gastropoda, Physidae. Gene Ontology annotation, molecular function: lipid binding.